AUGUCGUUAGAAGUGGUUAAUUUGAAAAGAAAAAAACCUAACGAACAAUUUUGCUUAUUCUGCGAUAAUUCAAGUGAAUUAGUGAAGAACCCGAGGCCAAGUACGUUGCUUCAUAUCAAAGAAGCAGCAAAUAGGAGAAAGGACAGCAUUAGUGACAAGUUUUCAAAACUAUAUGAUCCAGACUCCACAAAACAAGAAUUUUCAUGGCAUCAAGACUGUUUAGCCACUUAUACAAGUGAGGAGAAAAUAAGGCGUCGAGAAAUUGCGUUGCAUAAAAAAGAAGAAGAAGAAGUGUCUGCUUCAACUUCCAAAGCAAACGUGGAGGAGCUGACUCCAAAAUCUCGUUCGUCAUCAAGGGAACCGGCAGCGUUGAAAAAAUCGUUGAAAUGCAUAUUUUGUAAGAAGGUAACAAGAAACAAAGAUAAGCAGCUACAUUUAUGUUCGGAAAUUUCAGCAGCGGAAAAAAUUUUUAGUACUGCACAUAGGAAAGAAGAUCAUGUUUUCACUGAACUGAGUACUUGUCAACGCCCUGAAGAUUUAUUUGCUAUCGGAGUGAGAUAUCACAAACAUUGUUACCUUGAUUAUUUAAGAUUACCGAGAAGUUCUGAAUUGCCAGCUGGUCGACCUUCAAAUCAAAUCCCUAAAGAAAUACUUAUCGAUGCAUUUGACAAACUAAUAGAUGACAUUAAAGACCGGUUACCAACACAUUCUUUUGAAUUGCGUUUCUUAGCUCAACGACUCGCUGAACUUACAAAUAUUGAGGGUGCAGUGAUCGAAAAUCGUGUAGUGAAAUCACUACUUAUAGAUAAAUUUGGUGAAAACAUAUUAUUUUCUUACCCAACUGAUCGAUCAAAAUCAUCAUUAGCGUUUAUGGGAAAUAUACCAUUGCCGGAAAUAAUAGAACAUGUUCGGAACAUCAAUUCAAAAAACACCAUCAUUGAGACUGCAAAAGCAUUGCGUGAAGAAUUAUUAAAAACCGAAUUAAUACCUGGUGGAUACUUACGUGAUGAAAAUUUGAUUCAAAGAUUAUUAGAAAAUGGAAAAUUGCCACAAACAUUUGAAAUUUUUCUGCAAGCUUUGUUUAAUGCAAAAAACCAAAAGUUGAGCGCGAACUAUUAUAAAAGAGCAUUAUCUGUAUUUUAUGAUAUAUAUUUUAUAGUUACUGAAAAGCAGACACCAAAACAUAUAGCUUUAGCUGAAUCAAUUCAUCACUUAACUAGAUCAAAGCAACUGAUAAGUAUAUUAAAUAAGUUCGGGCAUUGCAUUAGCUAUAAAAAAUUACAAGAGCUUGGUUCAGAAUUAACAAUUUCAAUUGCGUGUGAAGAUGCAGAAAAAAUGUGA
This is a messenger RNA of Danaus chrysippus (African queen), 1341 nucleotides long. Lineage: Eukaryota; Metazoa; Arthropoda; Insecta; Lepidoptera; Nymphalidae. The record is from the annotation of a GenBank genome assembly.